AUGUGCUGGAGUUUUGAGAGGCGGCUAUUAUAUAUAACGUUUAAGAUGGAAGGCGAACGCCGCGUUUCGCUUCAACCUGGGACCCGCUUUAACCUGGUCAUCAACGAACGCCGCCUGAUCCUUGACUGUGACGCCAUACAGGGCUGGAACAUUGAGCAAGUUCCCAAUGAGGCGGAGCAGUUCCGCAUCCGGAGCAUCGGAGAUAACUUGAACUUAGCGGUGCGAGUUAACACAGUUGUGGAGCCCAAUGUCAUCCUUGUCCCUCUUGCAGAGGAGGCAACCCAGCGCUGGAGGAUGGUUCCAACCGACGAUGGCAAAUUCCUAUUUGAGAGCGUGGCAGUCCCUGAAGUCUACCUAGUUGGUGAUGAAUCUAUGGAAAUUGCCCGAGGCAAAAUGAGUAUCCGAGUCAUCAAAUUCUCGGGUAUGAUGGAUAGCCCAAUUCCCUCCCGGGCCAAAUGGAACAUUGAGGGCACACAGGUUUCGCUGCGACUUAGACAGUAUAACAUGGUCAGAAACGGGGAAGACGUGAUGAUGAACCGUGCGGCCGGACAGGGCUGGGAAUUUGUGCAAGUUCCCGGUGCAGCGCAAGUGUUCCACAUCCGGAAUAAUGGAGAGAACGUAGCGGUGACCGUUGACACGGUCGACGGGGAGACGGUUGUGGGGCCCGGUGUCAGCCUUGUCGCUGCCGGGGAGGAACCCACUCCCCAAGAGCUCGCCGCCCAGUCCUGGGAGAGGGUUCCAAUUGAUGGCCAAUUCCUUCUUCGAAGCAUGGUAGACCCUGACGUCUACCUAGCUGCUUAUAAUGUUCUCCAGCUUCGUUUCGACGCGGUGUAUAUCGAAGCUAUGAGAAUCUCGAAUGUUAUGUUUAACCCAGACCGUGCCCUGGCCAAAUGGAACAUUGUCGAGGACCCGCUGAAUGGAGGCCUAUUUCACGUUUCGUUCGUACCUAGACCCUUUAACAUGGUCGCUAACGAACCCAGCGUGGUCCUUAACUGUAACGCCACACAGGGCUGGAACUUUGAGCAAGUUCCCAAUGAGGCGGGGCAGUUCCGCAUCCGGAAUAUUGCAGAGAACUUGAACUUAGCUGUGCGCGUUAAUAUGAUCGGCGACAACAUGGCUGUGGGGCCCGGUGUCAUCCUUGUGACUGCCGGAGGGGCACCGACUCCCCUAGAGGAGACAGCCCAGCGCUGGAGGAUGGUUCCAAUUGAUGGGCAGUUCCAACUUCAAAGCGUGGCAGACCCUCAAGUCUACCUCGGUGGUGAAGAAACUAGUCCCGACCUCCCCCCUCAUUCAGGCCAAAUGUGUGUCCGGACCAAGAGUGUCCCGGCCAAAUGGAACAUUGUUGAGGACGCGCAGAAUGGAGGCCUGCGUCACGUUUCGUUCUUACCUAGACCCUUUAACAUGGCCAGCGGAGAAAUGCAGGUCUUGGUUAAACGUAGCGUCGCACAGAACUGCAUCUUUGAGCAUGUAGAUAAUGAAGCGGGAGUGUACCGCAUCAGAUUAGAUGGAUCGCUCCCCAAUAUCGUCACCCUUGACGUAGUCCAAGGUAGCCAGACCGGUGGGAAUGGGUCCCGUAUCAUCCUUUCUCUUCCUGCGCAUCAGCAAGCCGGGGUGGGACGCCAGCGCUGGAGGAUAGUUCCAUUUGAAGGCAAAUCCCUACUUCAAAGCGUGGCAGACCCUACACUCUACCUAGCUGGCCGUUAUUUACCCCACCUCUCCGAGGCUGCUGGAGACAUCAUGGAAGUCGAGGCCGCGCUAAUCCAGAAUAUGGAUAGCCCACAUCUUGUCCGGGCCAAAUGGGACAUUUCGGACCCGCCGCCGCCACCCACGCCGGAGGAGGCUCGGCAGGCUGCGCAGGCUGCGAUGACUGCGGCGGUUGCGGAAGCUGCGGAGGCUAGGGGGGCUGCGGUCGCUGCGGUGGCUGCAGUGGCUCUGGCGGUUGCGGGUGAUCCGAAUGAUGCGGCUGGGACGGCUGCGACGGCUGCGGUGGACGUGGUGGCUGCCAGGGCUUUGGCGACUCUCAAUGCUGCGUGGGGUGCGGCACUUUGGGUGGCUGCGGUGCUUGCGAAUCAGGCUGCUGCGACGAAUGCGGUGGUUGAAAUGGCUACGGCUGUUGAAGAGGCUAUCGAUGCUUCGGGGGCUGCGAUGACUGCGGUGGCUGCAGCGGUUGCGGGUGAUCCGAAUGAUGCGGCUGCGACGGCUGCGACGGCUGCAGUGGCUCGUGCGGCUCAGAGGGUUUUCGAGGUUAGGAUUGCUACGAAUAUUGUGGGGGCUCAGGUGGCUAGGGUGGUUGCGAUUCUUGCGGGAUAG
Messenger RNA from Morchella sextelata, 2310 nucleotides. RefSeq lists its product as uncharacterized. The transcript has 10 exons. Bases 1 to 2310 code for a protein of 769 amino acids. The record is from RefSeq and is a predicted model, not a curated record. NCBI's taxonomy places the organism in Eukaryota, Fungi, Ascomycota, Pezizomycetes, Pezizales, Morchellaceae.